Molecule: messenger RNA, 1305 nt
Organism: Cuscuta campestris
Lineage: Eukaryota; Viridiplantae; Streptophyta; Magnoliopsida; Solanales; Convolvulaceae
Source: the annotation of a GenBank genome assembly
GACUUAAGUAUUAGAAACAAUACUCUUUUUGGGACAGAGGUAGUAUCUUAUUUGUACUCUCUAAAUUUGUUUAAUUAUUGUGAAUCAAUUUUGGAAUGCAUGUUCUGCAGAAUAAUGACAUCGACUAUUGGAGGAAGUUUAGUUCAGAAUAUUAUGCUCCUUGUGCUAAGCAAAGGUGGUGUUUGUCUAUGUGCAAAAAUAUAAGCCAACAAGCUCUAGAUCUUUUCACGGAGACAGCCAUGGAAUCUUGGUGCUGUAGCAUUUGUGGUUCGAAAUCCUCAAAAGGAUUUGAAGUAACAUAUGAAGCUCUUCCGAGGCUUUUCAAAACAAAUUUUGAGAGUGGGAUGCUGGAUGAAAUCAUGUUCCUUGGAUUGCCUCAAGAACACAUUUUUCCUUCCGGGUUAAUAAUGUUGGAAUAUGGCAAAGUAGUUCAAGAGAGUGUUUAUGAGAAAUUUCGCAUCGUUCAUGAGGGUAAACUUCGUGUAAUCUUCAGGGGUGACUUGAAGAUUGUUUAUUGGGAAUUCUGUGCACAAUGUCAUGAAGAGUUUUUACAGCACCAGUUGAUUGCUAGACAGAUUAAUGACUUUGUCGAAGCAGCUCAGAAAUAUAAGAGUGGCAUCGACAAUUUUGAUGGAUCUUUAUCAAAGGAUAUGCAUUCAUCUUGCAACAUGUUUGUCACAGCAGAGCAUCAGCUAGCAAGGAGUCUGCAGCUGUCAUUGGUUAAUGAUUUAGGAUUUUCUAGAAAACAUUUUAGGUGUUUACAGAUAUCCGAAGUUGUCGGCACCAUGAAAGAUUUAAUAACUAUUUCACAAGAGCUCGGCAUUGGACCCAUUGAGUGUUUGAAGAACUAUUCAAAGUUGAAGGAAGGAAAAGAGACAAGGACCGCCAACAGUGGGGUAACCACUAGAGAUGGCUCAGAUGAUGGGCAAGAGGUAUUACAGUUCCUGGAUGGGCAUGGAGAACUCAAUAGAACACUCAGUUAAGCUGGUUUUUUGCAAAAGAGAAAGCAACCUGCAGCAGAGUUAAAGGACUUUUGAGGCUGCCCUAAAAGGUUCAUACCAUGUUGUUGCAGGAGAUGGCAAAUAGUAGUGUGAUUUCAGCUUUACCUAAGGGCUUGUUUGGCUUGAGAAUUUCAUCAUUGAAGGAGUGGCGCGGGCAUUUGAUUUUUUUCUUUUUAAAACUAAUGUAUCUUCCAUCUGUACUUUUAAAGUGUGUAUCUUCACAUAAGUUUUCAUAUUUGUUCUUUCCAAACUAAAAAUGUUAUACUCUUCGUAACUCGUAAAUUAAUAAAUAAACAUCGUCCUU